AAUCAACAUGUGGACGUAAUGUAAAUAAUGUAAAGUCAUAACACUCUCCCAAAGCACGCCAAACAGAGAUGGUUGUAACUUCUAGGCAGGAGCUAUGCCUGUCCCAGACCAGCCUCCGUCAGCCUCCGAGAAGACCAGCUCUCUGAGCCCCGGCUUAAACACCUCCAACGGGGAUGGCUCUGAAACGGAAACCACCUCUGCCAUCCUUGCCUCAGUCAAAGAACAGGAAUUACAGUUUGAAAGGCUGACCCGAGAGCUGGAGGCUGAACGCCAAAUCGUCGCCAGCCAACUGGAGCGAUGCAAGCUUGGAUCGGAGGCAGGCAGCAUGAACAGCAUCAGUUCAGCAGAGGAGCAGUUUCAUUGGCAGUCACAAGAUGGUCAAAAAGAUAUUGAAGAUGAACUUACCACAGGUCUGGAGCUGGUGGACUCCUGCAUUCGAUCCCUACAGGAGUCAGGAAUACUUGAUCCACAGGAUUAUUCAACAGGUGAAAGGCCCAGCCUGCUCUCCCAGAGUGCACUUCAGCUCAAUUCCAAACCUGAAGGGUCUUUCCAGUAUCCGGCCAGCUACCAUAGCAACCAGACUUUGGCCCUGGGUGAUACAGCCCCUUCGCAGCUCCCAGCCCGCAGCGCUCAAGCCCGGGCUUCCAGCCAGAGCUUCAGCCAGGGCACGACGAGCCGCGCCGGGCACCUGGCGGGGACCG
Chinchilla lanigera (long-tailed chinchilla) is the source of this 701-nucleotide messenger RNA. Its product is annotated as catenin delta-2-like. NCBI's taxonomy places the organism in Eukaryota, Metazoa, Chordata, Mammalia, Rodentia, Chinchillidae. The record is from RefSeq and is a predicted model, not a curated record.